Messenger RNA from Miscanthus lutarioriparius, 453 nucleotides. The record is from the annotation of a GenBank genome assembly. NCBI's taxonomy places the organism in Eukaryota, Viridiplantae, Streptophyta, Magnoliopsida, Poales, Poaceae.
AUGGAGGCAGAAGCAGCCCUCGGCAUCGACCCUUGCUCCGAUGACAAGGAGCUCAAGAAGCAGCUCCUCAGGAAAUACAGCGGGUGUUUGGGCAACCUGAGAAAGGAGCUGUGCAAGAAGAGGAAGAAAGGCAAGCUCCCCAAGGAGGCCCGGCAGAAGCUGCUCAGCUGGUGGGAGCUGCACUAUCGAUGGCCCUACCCCUCGGAGAUGGAGAAGAUCGCACUGGCGGAGUCGACGGGGCUGGAGCAGAAGCAGAUCAACAACUGGUUCAUCAACCAGCGGAAGCGGCACUGGAAGCCGUCGGAGGAGAUGCAGUUCGCGGUCAUGGAUGGGUUCCACCCGGCGCUGCCCAACGCCCCCGCGCUCUACGUCGACGCACGCCUCGUGGGAGCAACGCCGGCGAUGUUCUAUGCCCGGCCGGAGCAUGGGGCUCAUGGCCUCUGGCACAAUUGA